AUGCUUGAGCGUGAAGACUGCAACGUCAUUUUGGUUGACUGGUCCAGAGGGGCUUCGUUCCCCUAUAUGCAAGCCUCUGGAAAAACUAGACUUGUAGGGGCUCAGAUAGCUAUGCUUAUAAAGUUCCUGAUUUCUACAAAUGCUGGUUCUCCUGAUUUGGCUGAUCGAUUCUACAUUGUGGAGUUUAGUCUCGGGGCACAAAUCGCCGGAUACGCUGGGACAAAUUUGCGGGGCCAUGGCAUGAUGCUAGGUCGAAUAACGGGUACGCACGUUGCUUAAUGGUCAUGGGCCUGUAUCUCGUCAAAAGCGCUCAUAACAAGUCACGGGAUAGGAAAGCUGUUGUUGUUUACAUUCAAAAUAGGGAUCUCAAAAGUUUUUUCAGAAAAGAUGAUAAAACUAUCAGUUAACAAAACAAAAAGGACUGGCUUGUUAGCUCGGAUCAUUGCUCUUAUUCUUCUGAUCUUGUCCCGCGAAGGGUUUAUUUGGCUACAAUAAAGGGAGUUUUCCAUUGACAACUACCCUUCAAUUUUGUUGAAGUGAUAUGACAGUGAUUAAACAGCCGAAUGCUUGAACUUGUAAAUGUAAUACGCCGAUCCAUUUGUAACUCAACCCAAUUAAUUUGGCAUAAGGUGUUUUAAACUUAUCUCUGUUGCGAGAGCGGAGGGAGUUUUUAGCUAUAGAUAACUCUCUUUUGCAAGAAAUUAUUUCAUGAUUCGGAAAGGAAUUUGAAGCUUUUUAUCCAAGAAUAUUUUUCGGCUUAUAUAGGCUUAGAUCCUGAGGGACUAUACUCUUUAGCUACACAGACCCUGAGGUUAGACUCGAUCCUAGCGACGCUUGUUUUGUUGACGUCAUUCACACAGACGCAGGUCUUCUUGGAACUUCACAAAACGUCGGGGAUGUUGACUUUUAUCCAAAUGGAGAUUCAAGACAACCUGGUUGUUAUUUUGGUUUUAUUGGUAAGCUUCAAACUAUAGUUUUAAUAUAGGGUGGUAGCUAGCAAAAGGUAAAAAGGAGCUUGCCUUGAUGAGCUUUUAGCCCAUUCAUACAUGUGCAUGCCCCACAAAUCCUCGUGUUCAGCAUUAGCGCUCCCUAUAAUUAUAGAAACUUUUAGUCGCCUGCAACAGAGACAGCCCAAUGAAAAUCAUCCCUCGUUUCUUUUCCUUAUUUUCAGAUCUCAUAAGAAAGG
Messenger RNA from Porites evermanni, 1186 nucleotides. Lineage: Eukaryota; Metazoa; Cnidaria; Anthozoa; Scleractinia; Poritidae. The record is from the annotation of a GenBank genome assembly.